Paraglomus occultum is the source of this 288-nucleotide messenger RNA. Lineage: Eukaryota; Fungi; Glomeromycota; Glomeromycetes; Paraglomerales; Paraglomeraceae. The record is from the annotation of a GenBank genome assembly.
AUGUUGAUGGUAGAUGGUCUGCCUUUAGAUGUAACUGGGACCUUGAAACAAACUCUCACAUUCUUUGACAAAAACUUGAUGGUGCUAGCUCCUAAUCAGUCAUGGAAAUCCAUAGCUGUGAAAGUGAAUGGUUGCCUUAGAGCAAAAGUCACUCAAGAGAGUGAGAUACUUGUAACUUGGUCCAUUGAACAGCAAAUUAAUAAGACACCAGAAUACAAAAGACUUGCCUCUGCACAGGAGGCCUGGGUGGUUCAUUUCACCUGUGAAGAUGGAUAUCUUUUGACAUGA